Molecule: messenger RNA, 705 nt
Organism: Ostreococcus tauri
Lineage: Eukaryota; Viridiplantae; Chlorophyta; Mamiellophyceae; Mamiellales; Bathycoccaceae
Product: unnamed product
Exons: 1
Coding region: 1-705 (234 amino acids)
Source: RefSeq, a predicted model, not a curated record
AUGCCAGCCGGUCAAGGAACGAAACGAAAAGGCCGCAUACCGGCCGGUCAUGGAUCCACGGGACACGGCUACAUCGCGCACUGGCGCGGAGGUGACUACCCUCGUGGUUACAAGCCCAUCGGGUUUCCGCCGCGACCGCCAGGGGAGGAAACGGAGGCGGAUGGAUCGACGCGCGUGGCGUUGGUGCACGAGUUGCUCAGAAGUCACUCUCGAGCGCUGCGCGGGUGCCUUUGGAGCUUCGACACGACCCCGAUAUUCGGACCGAGCACUCCGGACAAUCUUAAAUGGCGAACGACCAUGAACAUGCCAGAGCUGCUACGUAAGAAGGGUAUGCCGCAGACGGAGUUUGACGAGUUCAUUCGAGACGUACAAAGAGGUUGGCUCCGCGCCGCGCCGGCUUUCUCCAUCAAGUGCGCCGCUUUGUCCGCCGCCUCAUGGGCCUUUCUCCCGUUCGGUGCGUGCUGUUUUUGCUAUCUUGCAUGCCAUCCGACGACGAUGGAACGAUUGGCAGACACGGUGGAGAGCGCACUCGAAGCGCGAAACGAGACUUGGCGCGCCAACUAUCAGGUUGAGGUCUGGAUCGAUCGCGAUGUGCAGUACCUGCGGCCGCCAGGGGGUGCCGACGACGUCGAUAAGCGGUUCGAAUUUCAAUCUCGAGAAUGGAUCGGUAACGUCUUGGUGAUUUCGCCGGUGACGGGGUCGUAG